UUGGGCGGUCGGCGCGAAUCCUCUGAGGGGGAGCGGCGCUUCCCCGUCUCCAUGGCAACGAGACGGUAAACAAGAUGGCGGCGCCCAGGCCUGAGUAGAGACGGGACCGACAGCGCGGCCCCUCCGCCCCCUCUUUUCUUAUCACAGCUCAUGGCGGGAGGCGAGGAGAACGGCCGAGAGGGCAGCCACGAGGAGCGUCUUACCCCUUCUCGUGAGCCCCCGCAGCAGCUCGCUCAGGGGCGCCCCGAGGAGCAGCCCCAGCUCAGCCCUCCUGGCCAGGAGGACCAUGAGGAGGAGGAGGGCGAAGGGGAAGAGGAGUCACAGCGCUCAGAGGUUCAGCUCAGGGCUGUCCAUCUGUCUGGGGAGGGGGGUGCUCGUGAGGGGACAGCCCUUUCCCUCCUCAUCCCUCGAUGGAGAUUUGAGGGAAAGAAGGGGGAGCAAAUCGCUGAGCUGCCUGAGCUCGAGUGGAUUGAAGAUCUGCCUCUCCUCAGAGUCCUGAAUCUUUUAAAAAACCCUCUACAGGAACAAGCAGAUUAUUGGCUCUCGGCGAUUUUCACGCUGCUCCGAGUCACAGAGCUGGACCUCAAGGAGAUUGCAGUGAAAGAAAAGGUUGCUGCUGUGAAUAAAUAUGAUCCUCCUCCAGAAGUUGUUGCUGCAGAGGAUCACAGAUCUCUGGUGAUAUUCCACAUGAUGCAGCCCCAGAAAAUCCUGCACAGCACUUUGCCUGACCUGGACUCUUCCUACCCCAUGCUGGUGUUGGUGGGCCCCGUGUCCUGUGGGAGGAGGGAACUCACUCAUAAGAUCUGCAGGCAGUUCAACAAUUUCUUCAGAUUCGGUCCCUGUCACACCACCAGGGGACCUUAUUUUGGGGAAGAAAACAGGCUGGAUUAUUAUUUCAUCUCUCAAGAAGCAUUUAAGGAAAUGGUGGAUACAGGGAAGUUUCUAGCAACCUAUAAAUACAGUGGCCACCACUAUGGAUUGGGAAGAGACACUUUGGAAUCCAUUGCCAGGGAAGGGCUCGGGACCUGCGUUCACUUGGAAAUCGAGGGUGUGAGGAGCUUGAAGUGCACCUACUUUAAACCCAAGUAUGUCCUGGUGGUGCCCAUGGACAAGGAGAAAUAUGAGACACAUCUGAGGAGGACAGGAUUGUUCAGCAGGCCAGAGAUUGAAGAGGCAGUUUCCAGAGUGGACAUGUACCUCCAAAUCAGCCAGGAUUCCCCAGGAUACUUUGAUGCAGUCAUCAACACGGAUGACUUGAAUGAGGCAUUCAUGGAGCUGAGUCUCCUUAUGAAGGUGUUCCUGGACUUGGAGCUCCCUGCAGCCUUUGAUGACAUCCAGGACACCAGAAGCAGAGCAGGCUCAAGAACUCAACUCUUGUCCCCUGGUGGAGUGACUCGCUCUCCAUCUGUCAGUGACCCCUUGGACUCUCCUACCAAAAAAUAUCCCAGAGCCUUCUUGGACAUCAAGACUGCACCUCCAGGCUCUGUGGAAGAAGCUUCUCUCCGAAGACGUUUUUCCGCGGCACAUCAGGCCCUGUCAUGGAAAGCACCUCCUGCCCCUGUCCAGCUGCUUCCCAGGGAAGCUGCUGCUGCUGCUGAUGGUCGGCGGGGUCCCAACACCCACCACCCUGAGGAACCCAAAGCUGAGCACCAGGAUCCAAGAGGAGCUGGGAAUUCCAGGGACAGGUUGAAAGGGGCUGGUGAAACCCUCCAGAGAAAAUCCAGCAAGCCCAAAUCAGGUUCUCACGUCCCUCAGCUCCUCACCCAGCCUGGCUCCAAUUCCAGAGCUGUCCUGCCUCCGAUCCCACCCGGCAGGAAGAGCAGCAACCCUUGAUGGCCCCACUCCCCCCUCCCAAAAAUCUUGGCCAUCCCCACUCUUUCUUUGAACAAGAACAGCGAUUUUCAUCAAAGAUUAUUACGAAAUCCAUUUCUUAUUAGCCCUCAAAAAAAAAAAAAGUUAUUUAUUUCGAACUUUAUUAAAAAGUCGUUUCUCUCUCUUU
Messenger RNA from Corapipo altera (White-ruffed manakin), 1999 nucleotides. It is a transcript of the gene LRGUK, whose product is annotated as leucine rich repeats and guanylate kinase domain containing. The coding region runs from base 151 to 1833 and encodes 560 amino acids. Gene Ontology annotation, cellular component: cytosol. The transcript has 13 exons. Gene Ontology annotation, molecular function: GMP kinase activity. Lineage: Eukaryota; Metazoa; Chordata; Aves; Passeriformes; Pipridae. The record is from RefSeq and is a predicted model, not a curated record.